AUGCCGUCAGAUCACACUACCAUCGCCAUAUCGCAACAGCUGAACAAUACUAUUUCAGUGGAUGCACCAGACGAAUGGUGGCACGACGUGGUUGUGGUUGUCAUCUGGACUGUGGCUGCCAUUUACGGUCUACUGUUGAACAUAUUAACAGUAUUCGCCGUGUUCAGGAACCGCACCAUGAGACGCACCGUUUCGUACUGGUUCGUACUCAGUCUAGCUUUCUGCGAUAUUCUGAUGCUAGUGAUAUGUCUGGUGCACGUGAUUCCAGCCUCCGCCUUGCAUGACAACUUUGUUGAAGUGUCCGAGACGAGGAGCAUCGUUUUCAUGUUCCUAUAUGAUGUGGUCUGGUACACGGGGGUGAUUCAACUGGGCGUCGUUGCCAUUAACCGAUUCAUUAGCAUCAUAUUUCCGACCAGCUACAAAAGACUAUUCUGUCCGUCGAACACGUACGUGAUAGUGGCGAUGAGCUACGCGGUCGGCAUAGUGGUUUCUGUGCCGUCCCUGUUCCCGUGUUGCCACAUGGUCUACGACCACCGUAUGUGGAUUACGAUCUACAGCAAAGAUGACUCGAUGUAUUUCCUAGCCGACGUGCUCGUCAACAGUCUCAGCGUGCUGACCAUGGUGCUUUGCUACGGAGCUAUACUGGUCAAGGUUCGACGUAGCCACAAGUCUACCCGUCAGUACGCCGGGGUGGCGUCCAACAGAAGAACUCAACCGAACAAGCGAGAACUGAGACUUUUCCUGCAGUUCUUCGUCGUGUCGUUAGUGUUUCUGGCGACGUUCGUCACCUGGCAGUGGCUGCCGCGAAUCGCUGCCUCGAAAUGGGUUUAUUUCGUAUGCACGUCGAUGUUCUUCGUCAACAACGCCGUCAAUCCCACCGUCUACCUGAUCUACAACGUGAUGAUUCGCCAAGAAAUCACCAAUCUUCUCUGCGGCUGCUGCAAGGCCUGGCCGACGUGGCAACGAAAUGGCACCACCUUGAACGCCAGUGAUGAAAACAUCAACUUGAAAAACCCACACACUGCCGAGCUGAGUUAA
This is a messenger RNA of Soboliphyme baturini, 1038 nucleotides long. The record is from the annotation of a GenBank genome assembly. Lineage: Eukaryota; Metazoa; Nematoda; Enoplea; Dioctophymatida; Soboliphymatidae.